AUGUCUCACCGGACUUCCACCACUUCCCUUCAUGUCUCCACCGCUCAUCCCUUUCCAAUCUCCAAAGAUUUCCAAGGCUCAGAGAAUCCUAUUCCACUCUCACCGCAGUGGCUUCUGCCAAAGCCAUGGGAGGGAAAACCUGGAGCAGGAACUGUGGAAAGCCAUGUCAUCUCAACUCCAUCACUUAGAAAUCGCUCAGAGAUUGUUAAGACAUCUGGAAAUGGAGAAGAUGCACAUGACGACCAUAAGAGAAAGGAUGUCUUUAGGCCAUCUGUGCUUGACUCUGAAAGUGGAUGUCAUGACCGUUGGAGGGAUGAAGAGCGAUGA
Messenger RNA from Lathyrus sativus (Indian pea), 327 nucleotides. Lineage: Eukaryota; Viridiplantae; Streptophyta; Magnoliopsida; Fabales; Fabaceae. The record is from the annotation of a GenBank genome assembly.